CUUGUUAAUUUAUAAUUAUUCUUUUUUAUAUCGCCAGAUAUAUGUAUUUUUUUAAUUUUUAUAACAAUGUAUUUUUAAUGUUUGUUUAUUCUUCAGUGAUUCCUUCUAAUUCGUAGUUGUUAAUAUUUGUGCUUAAAUUGUAUCUAUAAUAUCAAUAUAAUUUAUUCCUAAAGAUGUCGUUAAUUUAAUUUUUAUAAAUUUAAACUUUCAAAUAUUUUAAAUGAUUAAAUUUACUCAUUUAAUCAUAUUGCUUCUUCUAGCACAUUGUGUAAAACUUGUGACUUCCAAUGUCAAGUGGACGAGGCUGAAAUCUGGCCAAUUCAGAAACAAGAUUUUAAAGUUUGCGGCAACCUCCGGGAAUAACUCGCAGUAUAUGUUCGGAGGUGAAAUAGAUGGAAGAUACACGAAUAAUUUAUUUGUAUUAAACGAUCCCAACUUGGAAUGGUCAAUUUUGAGUGCAAAUGGUAGUUUCCCUUCUCGGCGUUCAGGUUCAACACUCACCAAAAUCGGUUCUUCUUUGUAUGUAAUUGGGGGACAUAAUGACAAUGGGACCUUGAACACGAUAUAUAGAUUUGAUACAUUAACACUUAACUGGAGUGAAGUGAUUCCACUGAACGACGUCGAGUUCGUUACCAGAAGUGGACAUUCUGCAACAACUGACGGGAAAAAUCGCAUUUAUGUUUUUGGAGGCUACAAUGAUGACGGCUAUUUUUUAAAUGACCUAUACAAAAUUGAUUUAAGUAUCAAGUACGACUCUGAUUACAAAACAUAUAAAACUUACGCUGAAUUUACUUUAUUAAGUGAUGAAAAAAGUAUUUUGAACCCUUCGCCAAGAGAGUCAUCCUCCCUAAUCUACGCCGAUUCUAAACUAUAUUUGUUUGGUGGAUACAGUUACACCGCCGCCUGCACCGAUGGACUGUGGAUUUUUGACUUGUCAACAAACAGGUGGUACAAAUCAAAAUCUCAUGUCUUACCACCUCCCGGAGAAGGGUACACAGGUAUUAGGAUGGGUAGGGCAAUUCUAUAUUUCGGCGGCUGCAAUUACACUUAUAAUGCUCAUCGAUGCUAUAAUAAUGUUUGGAAUUAUGAUACAAUUGGAGAUAAAUGGACUAUUGUCCCUUCUUCUUUCGAAAAACCUCUUGAAAGGGGUCAUUCAUUUCUUUUUUACUCUCAAAACUCGAUCAUUCUGUAUGGUGGCUCCAAACUCGAUAAUGUGAUUUAUAACGAUAUGUGGAAGCUCUCUAUGCUCCUUCCCUGCACCGAUCCAAAGUAUUCUUGUUUCGGAAACGGUGAGUGUUCUGGGUCUUCGUGUACUUGUUUUACUGGGUUCCUGGGUCAUGAUUGUGGGACUGAACAGGUGGAAGAGAAAAUCACUUCUCCUGAUCAAGAAGAGUUAGCAAAAGAGCCUGAGAUUUGCGACGCUAAGCAAUCUGAGACUAGUUCACGUGUUGUACGUGUUUUCAGGUUUCUAAAAAGCCAUGUAAAAAGAUACAACUAUGUUACAAUAUUAGUGGUUGUUGGUGUUGUUUUAGCCCUCGCCGCCUUACGGGCGCACAUGAAGAGGGACUAAUCUGUGAAUUUUUUAAUAGCUCUGA
Messenger RNA from Theileria parva strain Muguga, 1595 nucleotides. RefSeq names its product Galactose oxidase central domain protein (gene ACBP5). Gene Ontology annotation, molecular function: protein binding. Bases 221 to 1570 code for a protein of 449 amino acids. Lineage: Eukaryota; Apicomplexa; Aconoidasida; Piroplasmida; Theileriidae. The record is from RefSeq and is a predicted model, not a curated record. The transcript is spliced from 14 exons.